This is a messenger RNA of Lithohypha guttulata, 1962 nucleotides long. RefSeq lists its product as uncharacterized. The transcript has 2 exons. The record is from RefSeq and is a predicted model, not a curated record. Lineage: Eukaryota; Fungi; Ascomycota; Eurotiomycetes; Chaetothyriales; Trichomeriaceae. The coding region runs from base 1 to 1962 and encodes 653 amino acids.
AUGUCUACCUAUCCAGCUAUCAACCUCUCGGGUAAUGCACGGGCAAUCAUUGGCAACGUGUAUGGUCUGGACAAUCAUCUGUUCCCAGAUGCUGAUCGCAGAGAACACAAAGUCGCUCUGCUGCACAGAUUAGAGCAUACAUCUAAUCCUAUCGAAGAAGGUUUGGUGGUGGUUUCAAGCCAGCUCUCAGUCUUAGUUCUUAAGGAAUACGAGGACGCAAAAUCGCUCAUUAAUGGCUUCCGAAAAUACGAGUCUAAAAUCGAGAGAUAUGCCAAACAAAUCGGCAUCCGCCAGACCAUAUUCAAGCAAGCACUUUGUAAUCUCUUGGUUCCUUACACUGGGGUCGACACUGCUCAGGAGAUGCUCUGCGACCAUAAACAUCCCACAUGGUCAGAGGAUGGAUUUCUGCAGUAUUUCAAUGAUCGCUUCGGUGACGGGAUCCAUGCUGUCCAGAAUGUUCUGGAAUUGAUCAGCCUGGAUCUUGAGGCGCUCACAGCAUUCGGACAGAAGUGUGCAGAUCUGAAGCGGGAUAAGGGCAAAGAAAAGGCUGUCGCACAUCUCAAAGGUAAGAUAAAGACAUUGAUUGGCAAUUUAUUAGCCGAGCAGAAUAUCUCGGAGCAUCUUGGCAGUCUCAAGGACAACACCGAUGAUUUUCGAGCAUUACUGCAGCAGAGUAUGCCGCAAAAGCAGAGGAGCCACGUCUCCGUUGCUAGCGGACAGUCGAAACUCCGUGUAGGUAGAUAUCGAAGAAUUCAAGAGGCAGCUAAUAAUCUCUAUCACGCUUUUGGCCUGGCUUGUACCAAACACACCAGACAUGAGGCUCGUCUCAAGCUUCAAGCAGAUCACGAAAGUCCUUUACAGGUGCAAUUCACCCUUUUACUCGAGCGAACAGGCGUUCUUUCAACUAUAUUUCCAAGCAUGACAGAACAUCCUGCACUGAGGCUCACGAUUGAUUCUCAGGUCACGGGCACAAUUAAGAAUACAGAUUUGGCUGAGGCCACGUCCGGCGUUCUUGCUUCCCUGUCUAGUUGCAGGAAGAGAGGUCUGAAUUUCGAGAAAAACCAUGAUCAGACCGAGAUGAAACCGAGUAGAAAGCCGAAGAAAUCUGUAAGCUUCGCAAGCCAGUCGCCCAUCUACACUACGCCUGCCGUUGCUAACCACGAUCCUCUGCCGAACUUCUGCAACAACAGCAACUUCUGUACUCAUGUCAAGCAUCUACUCAACCAAGGAUGUCGCGAUGGACGACCCUUAGGAUACCUUGAUUCUAGAGGUUGUUCCAAACACCUCAUAUAUCUCAGCAGCCAGAAGCAAACCAUCAGUCUCUCUACGGAGCGUCAACAGCACUUGACAAAAUUCAAGACACUAUACAAUGACCCCGAGCGUCCACUUUCGAGAAUUGAAACUGCUUCACUAGCCAAACAACUUGCCGUGGCUGUCCUCCAAUAUCAUACGACACCUUGGCUAGAAGAGACCUGGAAUAGUGAUCACAUCCUCAUCGAGAGUGAUCGAUGCUUGGAGACUCUCUCUACGCAGCGUACUGAUCGACAAACAACGUCAUUUGAUCCCUAUCUAGAUGUCCUUAUCCACAACCCACAAGAAGGCGCACGCACUCCUAUUACCGACCGCUCACGAACGCUGAUCCGCAACUGGACGCUAUACAGUCUUGGAAUCAUGCUACUCGAGCUCGCUUACAAGAAAUCUAUCCGAGAGAUGCAGAAAGCCCAAGAUCUCGACCAUUCAGGAAACGAACACAAUACAGAUUACUAUACAGCUGAUCGGUUGCAACAGAGUGUGUCCAGUGAAAUGGGUCUAGACUUUGCCGAAGUAAUUAGGAAGUGCAUACAGUGCGAUUUCGGCCAUGGCGCUGAUCUAAGUGCAACAAAGCUACAAGAAGGGUUCUAUGAGGAUGUCGUUCAGAAGCUAGAGAACAUCGAAGUGAAGUUCAAAGAUCUUGGUCUGUAG